UAGUGCAAUACAUUUACUUUGCCGACUUGAUUCUGUCUGUAGUUUAAAGGUAGAAAUGGGUGACACAGAAUAUAAGUGGGCCUUGAAGAAUGGAGACUUGGAUGUGGUCCGAGAGUUUGUAGCCAAGGGUGAAGAUGUAAAUAAAACACUUGAAGGAGGAAGGAAGGCUCUACAUUAUGCUGCAGACAGUGGACAGCGGGAGGUGUUAGACUUCCUGUUAUCCAAAGGAGCAGAUAUUAAUGCUCAAGAUAGGUAUGGUAUCACACCACUAUUUUCAGCUGCCUCGGAGGGUCAUAAGUCCUGUAUUUCAUUGCUCUUGUCAAAGGGUGCUGAUAAAAAUGUGGUAUGUGGAGGAACGAAAAUCAUUGAUGCUACUGAAAGGCAGGACAUAAAGGAUCUUCUGAAGUGACGAGGAUUUGGAUUAAUGAACUACAGAAUGGGUGCCUCUCCUGUGGCCUCACACUGCUGCCUCUUUAUCUGCAAGCUUCAGCUAAUAGUUACUAGCACUUAAACUGUGCACUUUAACAUCAGUUUUGGAGAUAUGGAAAUCUACACAGUUGCAUAACUUGUCCAAUUUUCUGCUUGUAUACAGAUUUGCACAUUAGUUU
Molecule: messenger RNA, 608 nt
Organism: Protopterus annectens (West African lungfish)
Lineage: Eukaryota; Metazoa; Chordata; Ceratodontiformes; Protopteridae
Product: myotrophin-like
Exons: 1
Coding region: 56-409 (117 amino acids)
Biological process (GO): regulation of barbed-end actin filament capping
Cellular component (GO): nucleus; cytoplasm
Molecular function (GO): protein binding
Source: RefSeq, a predicted model, not a curated record